This is a messenger RNA of Eurypyga helias (sunbittern), 1452 nucleotides long. It is a transcript of the gene CCDC112, whose product is annotated as coiled-coil domain containing 112. The record is from RefSeq and is a predicted model, not a curated record. The transcript is spliced from 9 exons. NCBI's taxonomy places the organism in Eukaryota, Metazoa, Chordata, Aves, Eurypygiformes, Eurypygidae. The annotation marks the transcript as partial.
AACGACAGCUGUGGUACUGCAGGUGUUGGUCGACAGUUUCAGAACUCGAAGAUGAAGGCUGAACAAGCUGAGAAACUUGAAUUCGUAAGAACUGCAGAAAAGCUGAAAACUCAGCUUGCAAAUAUAGAAAAAGACAAAAAUGGACCUCUUUACAAUAGGAGGAGUCAUUUCAGGGUAGAAUACAGCAUACUAGAGGAACUGGAAGAGAGCAUGACUGAAAAAAAGAAAGUAAAAGCUAAAAUUCUGCAGCAGCUCUCAAAAAUACGAAAUAAUGUGAAGAGACUUCAGCAACAAUUGAAAGAUGUGAAGCCUACACCAGAAUUUGUUGACAAGCUGAAGGAAAUGAUGGAAGAAGUUGAAAAUGCAGUCAAUGCUUUUAAAGAGGAACAGAGGCAAAUAUAUGAACAGCUUUUGAAGGAGGAAAAAACUGCCAUUAACGAGCUCCGUGUCUUUGAGAGAAAAGUGGAAAGGUGGGCAUUAGACAGCCAAACAACAGAAAAAGUGUUGAAAUUACCAUCAUCCAGGGGCUCAGUUGAUAAAACACUGGAAAAUCAUCUACCUGAAGGAGUAACAGAGUUUGAAAGAUUUCUUCAGCGAACAGGAGGGCGGCAAGGCGGCUGGGAUGAUUAUGAUCACCAAAGUUUUCUGAAAGUAUGGACAAAACACAAAGGAAGGGUGUCUUAUGUGGAUGAAGCCCUUGAGUAUCUCUGUGGAAGAACAAAAGAAGAAAUUGAACAGCAUGGCAAAUGGUAUCAAGAAUUUCUAAUUUUACAUGAAAGAAAGAAAGAGUCAAUUAAGAAGUGGAAAGAGAAGCAGCAGCAAGAAAAAGAAAGAACCUUGAAGGAGAAAGAGAAAUCAGAAAAAAUGCUCAAGGAAGAACAGCUACAGCGUGAAGAAGCGAAGAGGCAAAAGACAGGAGAAGAAAGAAAAAGGCAGCAAGCAGCAAUUGAAGCAUGGAAGAAGCAGAGAGCAGUAACAUUUGCAAGGGAGCAAGCAUCACAACUGAAACUGGAAGAAGAGAAGGAGAAAAAGCAACAAAAAGAACAGCAGCGGCAGUGGCACAUGAAGUUACUGUUGGAAAGGUAUACCUUGCAGAAGAAAGAAAAGGAGGAACUUGAAAAGCUUGAAGAGGAGAAGAGAAAGGAAGCUGAAAAGGCGGAACGGAAGAGAACCGCUGCGCAGGAAAUUACCAGGUUUCAGGAGCGUGACCUACAUAAACUGGAGCUGAGGAUUCUACAAAAACAAGCUAAAGAGCUAGAGAAACGAGAAAAAGAAAAAAGGCUGGCAAAGUUAAGAGAGAAGGUGGAGACGCACGUCCGCAGAGACCCGUCCAGGCUGCGCAGACCUACCAGGGGCUGGGAGGAACGCACCAGGGACAUCGCACCCACAGCGCCAGAACCGCCUUUACGCAUUCCUCACCGAGCUAUCCCAGCCUGGAGACAAGGGUUGUAG